AUGUCCAACUCAGAUAGCGAUUUUGCUGACGACGAUGAAGAUGAUGAGAUUUUGCAGGGAUACUUGACAGGUAAAACUCAAUUCCCCGUUCAAACGCCAAAUCAAACAACAACCACGCUAACUGCUACUACAGCAGAAGUACCCGAAGUACCACCCUUAACGUCACAGAUUAUAGAGAAACAAGGGGCACUAGAUCCGGAAGUGCAAGCAAAGCUAUUUCAAGCAGAUGGCGAAAUUGCCAUUUUGAAAGCCCAGCUCUUGCAUUUGCAGAAUGUCAAACGCGACGAGUUGUUGGAUUUGCAGCAAUCAUACGACGCCCUCAAGAGGAGCAAAAAUGCCGAAACUGAAGCUCUACGUGAUGCCCUACUCAAGUUGGAAGACGAUCGCCAGUUUCUUAAGAAUGAGCUCAUCACGUCAAGCUCUUUAAAGAGACGAAAGUUGGAUGUUCACGCCGAUCAAGAACGCGCACCAUCAGAGUCGACCCCCAUGGUUGAGCCAGUGGAAAUUGUGCGGGAAAAGAUUGUCCAUAAAUUCAUCAAAGAUAAAAGCGAUGCCUCUGCCCUAAUCGACUUUUGGAGAAACAAUUUCAUCAAUGGCGCUAAACGCUCGUCAUUUGAGUACUUGAGCAAGGCGUGUUUUGAUUUUGAUUUAAUAACAUCGCAAGGAUUUCAAGUGCAGAAGAAGCAACCAAUAUCCUCUGCCAUCUUGGAAUACAUGUUCACUAUGAGAAACUUGCGAUUGGACGAAAUCAUUGAGAAGCUCUUGAAGGUGGUGAUGGAAGUUAUCGACAAGUCUCUUGCAAGCAAGUUGAUACUCUCGGUUCCGUUCCUAGUCUCGUCGAUUCAUUGCAUUGUCAAUUUCAAACCAGCAGCCGUGACUCAAAAUGCAAUCAAGACGAGCGUGGCUUGGCUUGCGAGAUUGGCAAUCCAGUAUCUGCAGUUGCUUGAUACGGAUUUCGAAGAAGAGCCCGAGAUUGGCCAAUACAACGAGAAGCUUGUGCAAGUGGUUUGUCUAGAAAAGUUUGUUUUAAUCGAAUUGGUGGAGACCACAGAGACCUUGGUGACAUUGGCUUCGCAGUUUGAAAAAAAUUCUUUAAUGGUUGAAAUCUGGAAUGAACAGAUCCUUUCGAGUGUGUUUGUCUCCAUUUUCAUGCCUCAAAACACCGAACGGUUCAAAUCUCAUGCGCAAAUCAACAUCCUCUACAGUGUUGUUGAAACGCUAGGUGCUUCAAUUAGCCACGACACCUUUGCGUUCAACAACGACCAGUCGGAUUCAGAUAUCAUCUCGUCCUUGAUGAAAGUUCUCACCGUUGAUGUGCCGAUGAAAGAUGGAUUCCGAUACCAUGGCUUGAACAGGAUGAUUGGUAACAACACUGAUAUGGAAUUGGUAGAUUUAGCGGUGCCGAGGGAGCAAGAUCGACUAGGGAACUAUAUUGUCGCGAUUCCGCAACCAAUACGGCGAGACCGCUCUCAGCCGAGACCUUCAUCUCAUGAGAUUGCCGAAAAACAUGCCAUGCACUUGCUCAGUCUUCGCAUUAGGGUAACUGAUUUGUUUUUGUCGCUCAUCACUCAGAGACAGUCGGGGGAGUUUUUACACGACAAAGAUCACUUUAAAUCCAUCUUGAGGGUCAUUGGACUCGAGCAAAAAUAUAUCAACGAGUCCCCCGGGUCCCUGCUAAUUGGACAUCGCGUACUGCUAAUUCUGAAGCUCGUCAAGAUUGUCAACUAUUUGACGCAAGAUCUCCGUGAUGCCAACGAUCUAAUCUACACGGAAACCAUGUAUGAGUUGUAUGUUGUUCUACUGAGGAUUGCCUUUGGGGCCGACUCUCUUUCCGCCGAUAUCUUUAAGCUUUUGACCAAAAUCCGCAAUGCAGGAUUCGGCGACAAGAUGCUCAUGUUUAAUGAUGAUCACGGGUAUGGGUACGAGAAAAGAGAACGACUAGUGAACCACGUCGUUGACUCGAGGGGCUUUCUGGGCAAAGUCCUCGCGAGCGCAGAGAGUGAUUUCACCAACGGCUUAGAGUUUCCAUACGAAGCAGAGACAGUCGAGCUUGCGAGAGAUGUGCUCAACCGAUUCGUCAAUCAUGAAGAAGCCGAUAACUUGUACUUUAACAUGAACCCGGAAUCCGAUGACGCUCUCGCCAGUGAUGCUGAAAUGAACAUGUAG
Lodderomyces beijingensis is the source of this 2166-nucleotide messenger RNA. The record is from the annotation of a GenBank genome assembly. NCBI's taxonomy places the organism in Eukaryota, Fungi, Ascomycota, Pichiomycetes, Serinales, Debaryomycetaceae.